Messenger RNA from Drosophila yakuba, 5368 nucleotides. RefSeq names its product cGMP-dependent protein kinase, isozyme 1. Lineage: Eukaryota; Metazoa; Arthropoda; Insecta; Diptera; Drosophilidae. Gene Ontology annotation, molecular function: cGMP-dependent protein kinase activity; ATP binding. Gene Ontology annotation, biological process: protein phosphorylation. The record is from RefSeq and is a predicted model, not a curated record. Bases 2077 to 5160 code for a protein of 1027 amino acids. The transcript is spliced from 10 exons.
CCCAUUUGUAUUUUUCUAUUUCUGCGGUCAUUUGACAUGCCCGUUUUGCGUGCUCGACUCAAGUGGUUCGCUGUUUGGUUGAAAAGUGAAAUGCUCAAGAAUUUGGCGAGCUCUAAUGGUGAAUAAAAAGUGAAUGCGCCAGUUUGUGAAUUUCAUUUCAAUGCUAUUUGACAAAUUGACAGUCAACAAAUGUAUCAAUCAUCUUGAAGUUCUUGAUAUUGAUAUCUAAUCGAAAGAUAUGGCUGACAACUUCGUGGAAACAUUUGAGUGUUUUAUAUUCGCGAAAAAGUUCCUCAUGCUUCAGUCGUCUAUUAUAAACUAAGUAGUUCAACAUUUUACCAAAAAUAUGUUUGCGGUCAGUUCUUGGGUUUUUUAAAAUGUGACAAACUUUUUCCAAAGUGCCUUGUAAAAUGUAGCAAUUAUGUGAACUUUACUCUGGCCAUAAAAUCUUAUCGCAGCACCGAAAAUUCGUAGCAAACGUGCUCGAGCUAUAAACCAAAUCAAAACUGAAAAACUAAAAACAAGUGAAAAAUAACAGAGUCAGGCAAUGGCUUCAUUAUAAAAUGCAAUGAAAUGGCAACAUUUAUGCCAGCAAAGAACAACAAAUAAAGAAGCAGAAAAGUGUGCUGAUAACUGAUGGCUGCAAACGAAAUGUCAAUAAAUUAAUAUAAAUGAGUGACUCGUGACUGGCGGCUCCACCGAUUCAUUCCGGCCUUUCUCUUGUCGUUAUUGUUGAUCUAGCUGUUGCCAUUACUUUGGUCAAUGUAAUGUAGUGUAUUUUGUACAAUUGUUAUUUGUAUUCCCAAGCAAAUCAUGUGGAAACAAGCAAAGGGGCAGUUCUUUAUUUUCCAAUUUUUUGUUCGGCGUUAUCGACAAAUCGUAUAAGGAAAUACAACACAAUUAUUGGCUGAUAAAACGUUGCUAUAUGCAAGGGGUAUGUGAUUUUUAGAGGCACUGGUCCGCACUUUGUUAGUACUCCAAGUUUGGGGCUGUGAUAAUUGCAAAGCCCCCCAGGCCAAGUAUCGUUGCCGUUGCCCUAGAGCUCUUGGCCAAACAAUGAAAUCCCCCCGCAUAAAUAGAAAACAAUUAGGCAUUUGGCGGCGAUAAGGCCAAGAUGAUAAAAGCCAGCAAGCAUACUGUGACUCAUCGCGAUUCUGUUGGCCGUGAAACAAAAAGCCGAGAAACCAAGAAAUUGGUAGAAAAUGGUAGCAAUUCGCUGUGAGCGGUAAUUAAAGCAGCCAGUUGACGAUGCGCAUCAUUUUUGAACUUUGAAACUUUUGUUCCACAAACAAAUUUAUCAGAUGCAAAGCAAAUGCUGCUUCCCAGUUCUCUGGCACACUUGAUAAACCGAUGUGGUCGUGGUCGUGGUCAACUCGCAUUCUCUGAGCUCCUUUGUUUUUGAUGGCUAACAGAAAAGCUGAUGGCUUACACAAUAUCUGCAGCCAUGGCUCGUUGUCUUUUCACUGCGCACUUCUAGUUUUUGGCAAUAGCAUCCUAGAUACUGGAUUUACUGCUUCCUUUAACUCACUGAAAAUAAAAUCGGAUUUUAUGAGCUAGCUGAUGAAAUCAUCGCAUUGUCUUGCUCAAGAAAACAAUACCUAUUGCCUAAUGCAUGUAUAUAAUCAAAUGUAAAAUCAAAUUAAGCUUCCCGACAUAUCAACGCACUUUGUUAAAGUUUCCUUAAUCAUUCCAAUGCGAUAAGAUAGUUUGUGCAAUACAUAGAUAUAGAACAUUGACUUAAUGCCCGAAUGCCCGAACUAAUCAAUUUAAAGCCAAUAAGUGUUAUACUGACGAAGUAAAUCGAUUCGUAGACCAAUCACAAUCGAAGCAUACGAGUACAUAAUCCGUCACAAUUGCAACCGAACACAACAAAUUUAUAGCCGCAAUUAAAUCCUUGGCCAUAAAUCAGGGAAUAUGGCCGGGGUAAUCAAAGUGUUUAACCCACACGCAGCAAACGAAUCGAGAUAAAUUAGAGCGGGCAAACGAAUACGAAUCAAAGAUAUUAUACAUAAACGGAUACAGAUACCUGGAUACAGAUAUAGAUACAGAUAUCUGGUAUCUGGUAUCCAGUGCAACAUGGCCUGCUUUCCCCGACUUUUCCAUCAUCGCAGCAAAAACAAAUUCACGCCCGCCGAAGAUGAGAACACCGAUACGAUACUCAACACACAAGAUAGUGCCGUGCAAAUUGGCAGGUACAUCCGUCGCGAGGAGAAGCCACUGUACUCGCCCAUCGUCACUCCAAGUGCCAGUGAGGCCAAACUUCAGCGCCUCAGACAGCAGCCGCCCGGCUCACCGUCCGCCCCCGCCUCCACCUCCGCCUCCGCAUCCGCCAGGUGGACCCUGCAGUCGGUUGCCGAAAAUGGCAGCGCAAACAAUGGCGUCCAGGAGCGCAAGUUCCGCACCAACAAGGACAAACUGCCGACGCAGGAUGCAAUUAAUGUCACACGCUCAAGUUCGAAAUUAAAACCAGUCAAAGAGCGUCGGCCCACCGCCCUGCCCACCGAGGUGCCCAGCAUCGAGAUCCAGGAUGUGCAGGAUGCACUGGAUGCAAGGGAUGGCCAGGACUCACUGGAGGAGGGGGUGGUGGCGCUGCAGCCGGGUGCUAAUGCACAUGUCGAUGUCGUCGAUGGCGGCAAGUCAAAACUCAAAGUGAAUGUGAAUGGCAUAAUUGAUGAGGGCGUCGCCCACGACGACGAUGAGGAAGACGACGAUGAUGUCGCCACACCCUCGAGCACCUGCACAGCCACGACACCUGUGACCGGAGGUCCUGUAAAGUUUUUCAUUGGUCACACGCAGGAACUAAGCGCCCAGCAAACGGAUGACACCUUGUCCUGGCAGAGCAGCGAUGCCAACAACAACAGCAGCAGCAGCAGCGCCGCCAAGCUGACAAAUGGCGUCCUGCCACAGGAGCAACAGGAACGGGAACAGGAAAAGGACAGGAAACAGGACUCCUCCAGAGGUAACCUGCAACCACCGCGCGCCAAGAGCUCCAGCAACCUGUCACUCAAUUAUCUGGCCAAAAGCCAGACGGAUAGCCAGCGCCGCCGACGUGUGUCCACGAUGCCCGAUAUUAACAUACCGCCGGCACCGCCACUGCCUCCGGAGCUCCUCGUCCCCGGAACGCCGCUCCAUCUGCGCAAGAAACGGAGCGUGGAGCGACCGCAGCAGGAGCAGCAGCAGCAGCAGCAGCAGCAGGAGCAGGGAAACCAGAAGAGCCAGCAGGAUGCUUCGAAUAGUCAAGAUCAAAUAGCAGGAGCAGAGGAGGGCGGCGAGAGUCAGAAGUCCAGCGAUUCCUCGACACCGAAAACCCAUCGCGUGGAAGGUGGCCUCAUCUAUGUGCGUCCCAAUUUUCCCACACAGGGCGACAUUGAAAUCGAAUCUAUUGCAAAGGACGAAGGCACACGCAAUCUCAUACGAACGGCCAUUGAGCGCAAUGAUUUCCUCAAUAAUCUAAUGGACAAGGAGCGCAAGGAGAUGGUUAUCAAUGCCAUGGCCCCGGCCAGCUACAGGAAGCACAGCCUCAUCAUCCGGGAGCACGAGGAGGGCUCCGAGAUCUAUGUCUCCGCCGAGGGCCAGUACGAUGUCAUCCGUGGUGGCCAACUGGUGGCCAGCUUUGGACCGGCCACCGUCUUCGGUGAACUGGCCAUCCUCUACAAUGCUCCGCGCCAGGCGUCCAUAGAGGCUGCCACCGAUGCACGGGUUUGGAAAAUUGCACGCGAAACCUUCAGGGCCAUCAUGCAAAUCUCUGGGUCCAGGGAACGCGAGGAGAACCUCCAGUUCCUGCGCUCCGCUCCCUUUCUGCAGGAGUUCGACCAGAGUUUGCUGCUCAAAGUCGUGGAUCUUCUGCAGCGGAAAUUCUACGAGACCGACAGCUGCAUUGUCCGCGAAGGAGAGCUGGGCAACGAGUUCUACAUCAUCCGGUGCGGCACGGUGACCAUCAAGAAGCGGGACGACCAGCAGCAGGAGCAGAUUGUGGCCAAUCGAAAGCGCGGCGACUACUUCGGGGAGCAGGCGCUGCUCAAUGCGGAUGUGCGGCAGGCCAGUGUCUAUGCGGAUGCCCCGGGCACCGAGGUGCUCAUGCUGGACAGAGAAGCCUUCAUUAGCUAUCUGGGAACCAUAAAGCAGCUGCGCGAGAAGCCCAGCAGUCAGCGCAGCGAUACGAGUGGUCGCUCCAGCAACAAGUCCCUGGAGUUCGACAACGAGUACUCCCAGGUGGCCAUCUCGGAGCUGAAGAAGAUAGCCACGCUGGGAUGCGGCGCCUUUGGGCGAGUGGAUCUGGUGGCCUACAACCAACAGGCGUUGGCCCUGAAGAUCAUCAAGAAGAUCGAGGUGGUCAAGCAGGAUCAAAUCGAGCACGUUUACAAUGAGAAGAACGUUAUGAUCAAGUGCCGUCAAUCGCCCUUCAUAGUACAACUGUAUCGCACGUACCGCAAUGACAAGUACGUCUACUUCCUAAUGGAGGCGUGCAUGGGCGGUGAUGUAUGGACGGUGAUGUCAAAGCGCCAGUACUUCGAUGAGAAGACGGCUAAAUUUAUAGCGGGCUGUGUCGUCGAGGCCUUCGACUACUUGCACUCCCACCACUUCAUCUACAGGGACUUGAAGCCCGAGAACCUGAUGCUGGGCACGGAUGGCUAUUGCAAACUGGUCGAUUUCGGGUUUGCCAAGUUUGUGCGGCACAAUGAGAAGACCAACACAUUUGCGGGCACACCGGAGUACGUGGCCCCGGAGAUAAUUCUGGAUCGUGGACACGAUCGAGCCGUCGACUAUUGGGCACUGGGCAUUCUCGUAUAUGAACUACUGGUGGGCAAAACCCCCUUCAGGGGCGUCAACCAGAUCAAGAUCUACCAGCAAAUCCUCAGUGGCAUCGAUGUCAUCCACAUGCCGGCGCGCAUACCCAGGUCCGCGCAGCACCUGGUGCGGCAUCUCUGCAAGCAACUGCCGGCGGAGAGGCUGGGUUAUCAGCGCAAGGGAAUCGCGGAUAUCAAACGGCAUAGUUGGUUCGAAAGCCUCGACUGGCAGAGAUUGAAGCAGAAGCAACUGCCGUCCCCCAUCAAGAGACCUUUGAAGAGUUGGACCGACUUGCAGUACUUUGGUCCUUCGGGUGUUGAGAACGACUAUGAGCCACCGGAGGAACUGAGCGGUUGGGAUAAAGACUUUUAGAGCUUUGGAAGAAGUACACUUUGUAUUGUUUCGGAUAUUAGUUAGUAGGAUAAGAACUGUACCCACGCAGCAGCCAUUACAACCUCGUUUUAAUUACUAAGUCUGUAACCAAUUGUUAGCUAUUCUGUACUUAGUUUGUUAGUUAAGCUACUUUUUAAGUAGACCUUAAACAUGAACAAUUAUAUCGCCCAUUUAUAUAAGAACACUA